AUGAGCUCUAGAAAGUCGCACGCGAGACGUCGAAAUUCAGUGAAGAGGUUGGUUACACCCACCCAGGACAGAACUGUCCCCCUACCCGUGAAAAAGGCAAGAAUUCCUGAUGCCUUCCCCCAAGACCAUAAGGAUCAAACUGAGAUCACAAACCCGAGGUCUGGUCUAUCCCUCAUGGAGCAACUGUGCGGUGUGGAGUUCGGUAUCCUCCCCCAGGGAAAUACAACUGUCCAGCCCACCAGCAGUUCUAAGCCCAGACGCAAGGGAGAUGUCAACUUUCCGCAGAAGGAGAGGGCAAAGACCUCGCACCUUGAGUCCAGCCUUGAGAAGCUGCCAGACUGUGUGAGUGUGUCUGAGCAGGAGGACAACAAAGGCUUUGAGGGUCUGAAAUUUCCAUUAACUCCCACAGAGGCGCUGAGACAUUUCGGGAACAGACUGACUGAGUUUGAGCAGGUGGAAAUCAUGCACUACUCAGAGGUUUGGUACCUGGGUCUGGAUGCCAGGAAGAUCAGCGGAUCCCAGCGGGCAUCCUGUAACUCUGGAUAUGAUAAUGAAGAACGUGGCUAUGUCCUGGUUCCACAUGACCAUAUUGGCUAUCGCUUUGAGAUACUGGAGGAGAUUGGUAAAGGUUCCUUUGGCCAGGCAUUGAAGUGUUUGGAUCAUAAGAACAAUGAGAUGGUAGCCAUUAAGGUUAUUCGCAACAAAAAAAGCUUUCACAAGCAGGCUAUGGUGGAGCUGAAUAUUCUGGAUUUGAUCCGCAAUAAGGACCAGGACGACUGUCACAACGUCAUCCACAUGAAGGAAUACUUCUACUUCCGCAACCACUUCUGUAUCGUCUUUGAGCUUCUGGGACCAACUCUGGAUGAACUGAUUAGGAGAACUCACUACCAGGGCUUUAGUCUGCCUCUGGUGCGUAAGUUUGCCUACUCUCUCCUCAAGUGCCUGCAGAUGCUUAAGCGCGAGAAAAUCAUCCACUGUGACCUCAAACCGGAAAAUAUACUCCAGAUCCGUGAAGGCCGUAGCAGACUCAAAGUUAUCGAUUUUGGUUCUAGCUGCUUUGAAGACGAAACUAUGUAUGACUACAUUCAGACUCGUUACUAUCGGGCUCCAGAGGUGAUCCUGGGCCAGGAGUACACCUCAGCCAUAGAUAUGUGGAGCCUGGGCUGUGUUGUGGCAGAACUCUGCACUGGUGUGCCCCUUUUUCCUGGGGAGAGUGAGGGUGACCAGCUGGCCUGCAUAAUGGAGGUCCUUGGCUUGCCUCCUGAUGAUGUUCUGCAAACCUCACCACGAAAGAGCGAGUUCUUUGGCUCAGAUGGGAACCCACAGAACAUUAAAAACAGCAUGGGCAGGAAGAGAUGGCCAGACACCUUAGACCUCGCUGCUGUGCUUGGAACUGAUGACCUUUCAUUUCUUGAUUUCAUCAGACGCUGCCUCACGUGGGAUCCAAAGCAGCGCAUGACUCCAGAUGAGGCCAUGCGGCACAGCUGGAUGUUGGAGGGCCGGCCCAAGGCCCGUGCCAUCAGAAUACUGAAAAGAAGUCAUAGCAGCACUGGUGAGAGGGCUUUGUCCAAUGGCUCUGACAUGCCUACAACAGCAAACUUCCAAAAGAGAAAGCCAACACCAGCAGCAUUUUUGAGCCCAGUUGGAGCAAAGAGGCUGAAGUUGGCCGAGUCUCCAAAACCACUUGAAAAGCACUAA
Molecule: messenger RNA, 1698 nt
Organism: Chanos chanos (milkfish)
Lineage: Eukaryota; Metazoa; Chordata; Actinopteri; Gonorynchiformes; Chanidae
Product: dual specificity tyrosine-phosphorylation-regulated kinase 4-like
Exons: 15
Coding region: 1-1698 (565 amino acids)
Biological process (GO): peptidyl-threonine phosphorylation; peptidyl-serine phosphorylation
Cellular component (GO): cytoplasm; cytoskeleton; nucleus
Molecular function (GO): ATP binding; protein serine/threonine kinase activity; protein serine/threonine/tyrosine kinase activity
Source: RefSeq, a predicted model, not a curated record